Pieris rapae (cabbage white) is the source of this 4833-nucleotide messenger RNA. RefSeq names its product RRP12-like protein. NCBI's taxonomy places the organism in Eukaryota, Metazoa, Arthropoda, Insecta, Lepidoptera, Pieridae. The transcript is spliced from 19 exons. Bases 86 to 4177 code for a protein of 1363 amino acids. The record is from RefSeq and is a predicted model, not a curated record.
UAAUAAUUGUGCACUGUCAACUGUGCUCGAACCACAACCACGUGUGUUUUGAUAUUGUAGUGCUAUGAAUUAAAAAAAUUAAGUCAUGGGAAAGUUUAGAUCCAAAAUAAAGGGAAAACCAAAGGGCAAGAGAUGGCAGAAGGGCCAUUCUUCCAAUUCAAAUCCGAAAACUCAAAAGUACCGGGAAAUAGCAAAGUCCCGGUUUUUUCAAGAAAACCUAGGUGGCUCUGGACUAACACAGCAAGCUCUACAAAAACAUGAUGUCAUUACACUGUACGGGCAUAGUAAGAAAGCAGACGAAGAUGUGAUAAGUAAAGAAUUUGAGAGUAUGUCUGUUCGAACUGGUGAAGAUGAUGAAACUGAAUACACUAGUUCAGAAAAGUCUGGCACAUUUAAAACAUUUCAGACUUUUGCUUCGGAUUGGAGUCAAUGUUCAAAUAUUAGUUUUAGCAAACUUCUGACAAGAUUUGACUCAAACAAUGCAGUGCAUAAAGAGAUGUUAGCUGUGCUAGCAGCAGUUACUGAAGUGAUCAAAGAACAAGGAGGAAAGGAAACAACCACAGAGUAUUUUGCUGCUUUGAUGCAAGCGCUUAAAGCGUCAGAAGGUGAAGAAAGCCUAGUUGCAACUAUAUCUUUACUAUCAAUGGGCCUAAAAUCAGUACCACAAGCUGUUCUACGCAAACAGUUCUCAGAUUCAGCUAGUAUUUUUACUGAAUUACUGGAGAAAAAUGAACAGACAGAAAAUGGCACAUUGUUACGAAGCGCCAUUGGCUGUCUCUCUGUUUUGCUAAGAGCACAAGAAUAUGCACUAUGGAGUAGUUCCUCUACUAUGAAAGUCUUUGACUGUGUGCUUGCAUUUGCUCUUCAUUCUAAGCCAAAGGUUAGAAAGGCAGCGCAACAUGGAGUGACAUCAGUUCUACGCGGCAGUUGUUUUAUGAUCCCUUCAGAGGAUAAUAAUAAGAUAAUCAAAUUACAUCCAGCAUCCAACCGUGUUGCGGACUAUUGCUUAUCUCAAAUAAAACCAGAAGCAUUACUCUCUGGCCACAGAACAGUGUUGCACACUUUGACAUUAUUGCGCGAUGUGUUGCCAGUUUUCAGCAAGGAUAAUAUAAAGACUAUAUGUGAAGCGAUCCUAUCUCUAAUGACACAUAACAAUGUAUACAUAAAGACCUGUUGUCUUCAUACAUUGCACGCGCUGUUCGCCGCACCAAAAGAUAUUUGUAACAUAACGGGGAACUUGGCCGUCCAAUUGACUAGGGCUUUGAUGGCUUCUCGGCCUCCAGCUAAUGAUACUGGACAGAUUUUAGCAUGGACCACUGUCUUGCAACAGGGAUAUGGGUGUUUAGCCGGUCUCGAUUUAAAUCUUUGUAUACCGAAUCUGCCGCCGUUUGUGAAUAUCUGUGUCUCGGAGUUGUGGCUCUCAGACGUUGCCGAAGUUAACUCCGCUUCUACCAACGCACUGAAAGCCAUACUCUUAGACUGUGUAAAGCCAGCUGUGGAGUCAGAAGAGUCUCUUCUGAAGCACAAAGCUCACAUCGAGGGCAUUUUCAAGGCUAUUGGAACUGGGCUGGAUAAUCCAUUUAAUCAAGCUAUUAAGCAUGUUAUAUUGACAAUCGCUGUCUGCUUUGAGAUUGGAAACGAUAAAAUUGCAUUCGCUCUUGGACCACUAUUAAAAAAAUUAAACGAUCGACGCGAAAGCCACAAUUUCUUUAACGAGAAAGAGGCAGAAUAUGCCACCGGUUGCGCCAUAAAAUCUCUAGGACCUGAAUUUGUAUUGAAUAUAAUCCCAAUACGAGUGGAUGACACAAUAAACCUGGACAGAAGCUGGCUAUUACCCGUAUUGAAGGAGAAAAUAACGAAUUCGAACAUUAAAUUUUUCGCCACGGAAAUUUUGGAGCUGGCAACAUUUUGCAGACGAAAAUCUCGUGAACUCGCCGACGCUAACGAUAUUUCUGGGUCUCAUACGUACGAGCUUUUGUGCAAUCAAUUAUGGGCGUUGUUACCCAGCUUUUGUAAUAACCCGAAAGAUAUAAGCGAUAGCUUUAAAAUAAUGGCAAGAGUUUUAGGAUCUGUGUUAAAAGAUAACCCGGAGUUUAGAUCGUCUGUUAUGGCGGGGUUGAGGAAGUUGAUUUCUUCUGCGGAACUUGAGAAAGAUAAAUUGGAAUUAGCAAAAUAUGCGAAGAAUUAUGUCCCGAUAUUGUUGAAUGUUUAUAUGACGCCAGCUAAAGGUAAUACCGCGGAGGGACAGCGGUUGGCAGCAUUGGACACUAUACAGGUUUACCUAACAAUUAGCGAUCAGUCACUUCGGCAAGAACUCUUCGAUAACUCAAUCAAGCAAUUAGAAACGUCAGAAACCAAUCAUUUUCAACGCGAAUCAAUUUUAGAUAUUAUUCGAAUACUUGUUCUGUACCAAAAUAGUUCCCAAAUAGCCAAUUUAUUUGAGAAAUGGGUUUAUCCACUGUGUGAAACGGUUCUCGAAAACCCGAAGAAACAAAAGAAAGCCAAAAAGAAUGAAAUGGAAGAAAGUAAAGAAAACGUUAAAAUGGAAACGGAGGGUCAGCAAACAAAAUUAAGACACAAAGACAAAGCUAGAUUAAUAGAAAUGGAACAUAAAAAGGCCUAUAGGAUUCUAGAAGAGAUCUUCAAAAGCGACAGUGAGAGUUGCAAAGAGUUCCUAAAAGAGAGUUAUAAGAAGAUCAAGAAGCUUUUGAUGACGUCGCUUAAUAAAGUGGCCGACAGCAGUAAGGCGCCUAGGUUAAGAUGCAUAGAACACUUUAUAAGCCUAUCUGCACCAAAUUUGAGUGCGGACAGCAAACUACUGAAAUCUGCAAUUGCGGAGGCGGUUAUAUGCACCAAGGACAUUAAUUCUAAGUGUAGACAAUGCGCCUUCAACUUGAUCAGCACUAUUGGGAAUGUAUUGAAGACUCGGGAUGGAGGUAUGACAGCAUAUAUAGAAAUGCUGGAAGCAGGUCUCUCUGCACCACUGCCGAGGGUAAUUGGAGCUACAAUCAGAGCACUAGCUUCUGCUCUUUUCAAUUUAUCUGAGGAUAUGGGUCUAACAAUUGUUCAGGAACUGCUGGAAAAGAUGGCAGCGCAAAUGCUGAAUACCAACAGAGAGAUUGUCGCUGCUGCUAUGAGUUUUCUCAAGGUGUACACAAAGGUAAUCCCAAAAGAUGUCAUAGCGGGUAGUCUCCCACUAAUAUUUAGGACUCUCUCCUGUAUGAAUGAGGACUGUAAGCGACACUCAAGGGUAGAAAUUGGGUAUUUCCUAUCCCGAAUGACGAGGAAAUUUGGUGCUGAAACAGUGGAAAAAUUGAUUCCAAAAGAAGACGAAGUCAUGUUGCGGAGGCUGAGAAAUAUCAGGAAGAUUGAUAAUAGGAAGAAGAGAAUGAAGGAAGGACAAACGAAUCAAGAGGCAGAUUCGGAUGACGACCUUAAUGUGAAAGGUGUCUCUAAGACCCUGGAAGACAUUCUUAAGGACUCAGAUUCUGAACUGGAGGAAAUGGAGGAACGGCCCAAGAUCAAGGCUAAAAAGGGAAGAAGCCAGGCGUGGAUCCAAGACGAUCCCGAAAAUAUCGUGGAUUUGGCUGAUAUGUCCUCUUCUAGGAAGAUUACAGCCACGGAUCCAAAACAAAAGAAGAAAUCAAUGGAAGAAAAAACUCAAAAGAAGAAAGACGGUGGCUUUAGGACGGCAGCUGAUGGAAGGCUCAUUAUCAGUGAUGAAGCUUUUGAUGGUGGUGAUGAUGAUGACGAUGAACACAAACCUAGUGGUGAUAUUGAUACAGAUACUGAUGAUACAGAUGAUGAAGGUAAAGAAAAACCAUCGAAGCUCCUGAAAUCUGGAGCCAAACGCAAAUAUGAUGAUAUUCUUAGUAUAAAGAGUGGUAAAACAGCAAGAAGUCGAGCGUCUACAGCUACAGUAGGGUCCAAAUAUAAAGCUGGAGGAAAGGGUAUCCAUCGACCCCUUAGUUCUGCAGCGUCUGUGACGUCAGCGGGCACAGAUUACCGCUCAAAGAAAGCAAAGGGUGACAUCAAGAAGAAAGGUAAACCUGACCCCUACACAUACUUACCGCUGUCUAGGAAGAAUCUUAAUAAAAGAAAAAAGGCUGUUACGACGCAACAAUUUAAGGGAAUUGUUAAAUCCAAAACGAAAGGAAAACUCAAAUUCAAGAAGUGAUUUUAGUAUUAGUUGCAUUUGUAAUCGAUUUUUAUUGUUAUACUAAAAUAUUUUAGUUUCCAAUUACUUCAAGAGGUGAUUUCUUACGCUAUGAUAUAGAAAACUUUAAUUGUUACUAACUUCAUCGCUUACUAGUUUUUUAGUAAUAUAAACGAAAAGCAAUAAAUUUGAUCUUUGCUUGAAUGCUUAAAUUAAAAUUAUUUUCAGAACGGCUCCGUACUGCCUAUUUUAAAAUUUCAAAAUAAAUUCCCAUUUAUACGGAGGAUCUAGUUCGUUAUGUGGUGUAUCCUCAUAUAGAUAGUAAUUUCUAAACUGAAGAUUGCAUACAGUCAUCAGUAUCUAAAUUUGUUAAUCCAAUUUGUAUUUCCGUAACAGUAAUUGUCAAACAAAUCGAAUAACUUUACGAAGAUUUCUAACCCCUGAUAAUUCUAAUUUCUCAAUGACAAUAGAAAAUAUUGUCAUAGUAAUCCCUCUUGCCGAAUCCUACCCGGCUUUGGAUACUAUAGCAUCAUAUUAUAGUUAAUUCUGAUCCUAGAGCGUGCUACUGUGAAUUAAAAACAUACAAUUUGCAUGAAAAAAAUUGUAAGGUUAAAAUAGUCGAUGACUUCUGAUUUAUUUGUUGGCUCUUUGUGUUUUGUAAUAAAUAUUUUAUCUUA